Molecule: messenger RNA, 1377 nt
Organism: Trypanosoma grayi
Lineage: Eukaryota; Euglenozoa; Kinetoplastea; Trypanosomatida; Trypanosomatidae
Product: biotin carboxylase
Exons: 1
Coding region: 1-1377 (458 amino acids)
Molecular function (GO): metal ion binding; ATP binding
Source: RefSeq, a predicted model, not a curated record
AUGGAGGUGGAAGGCAGCGAAAUGCAGGGUAAGGUCAUCGUGCUGCUGCGCACAAGCAGCACUGCGCGGGCGCCUGUCUACCGGCACCUGCGCGAGGCGGGCGUCGUACUCGUGCUCGUCCACCCCGUGCGACCAGCCACCGCUUUCGACGGCGUAUUCCACCACCACCUGCUGCAUGACACCAACGAUGUGGCCGCGCUGCAGCCGGCGCUCAAGCAGUUCCUGGCUGAGCGAGCACUGAUACCUGACGCCGUCAUCUCCUUUGACGAGUACGCGGUGUACCCCGCGGCGGUUGUGGCGCAGAGCAUGGGGUGCCGGGCGAUUCCGCUGUCACCAGAGAAGUUGCGCGUCACGAAUGUUAAGUCGCUCUUCCGUGAGCGUUGUGCAAAGGAAGGCAUAGCAUCGCCUGUCGCUACCGUACUGACGCGCCCACCUGCAGGACUGCACGAUCUGCAGGAGCACAUUCAGCGUGUGCUGGGGACAGCGGGACUGACGUUCCCAGUUGUUCUGAAGCCGUGCCCUGGCGCCGGGAGUCUUUUCACGAGGCUCUGCAACAAUGUUGAGGAGGUGCGUGACCAGGCGCUCACCAUGUGGAACGUCUUCAAGACGCAUGCCGAUGUAAAACACUUUGAAGCUGUCCUCGGCCCAGCAGGGGUGAAGGAGAUGCAGAUAGUGGUGGAGGAGUACAUAGGAGGUCAAGAGAUUGACGUCGAUUGCUGUGUCGAGAACGGCAAGAUAGUUUUCUUCUCCAUCUCUGACAACUUUGAGGUUCGGCCACCCUUCUUUGUCGAGGAGGGUGGAUUGUGCCCAUCCUCCUUGCCGUCGUACGAGCAGCAGGAGGUGCGGCAGCUCUUUGAACAGGUCAUCGCUCUCUACGGCGAGGAACUGCACGGUGUGCUGCAUUUUGAGGCGAAGUACGACUUUCAACGUCGUCGGGCGUAUGUGAUUGAGGUAAACUGCCGUCUCGGCAGUGCCGAAACGAACACGAUGAUACGAACCUGCUAUCGUGGCCUGCAGCUCGGUGAAUCGCUGGUGCGGUGUGCGCUGGGGUUGCCGGUAACGCGGCAACUCCUUCGCCACUACCCGACAGAGCAAGCGCCGGUGGACGGCUGCUAUCCGCACACGUGCUGCUGCGCCUCAGUGAACAUAUAUCCCGUGGCAGAGGGUGUGCUGCUGCGGGCGGAGGUGCCGGUGAUGGACAAGAGCCUCGUCGACUACAGCGUGUCAGCGGAGCCGGGGGCGUUGGUGGCACCGCCGCCAAAAGCGUUCUACUUGCUAUCAUGGAUGGUCGCGCGCGGCGCAACAGCGUCGGAGGCAAAGGCAGCGAUCGAACGUCUAGCGGCAAACUUCGUGCAAGAAAUAUCUGUGGCGCAAUGA